Plasmodium vinckei vinckei is the source of this 1026-nucleotide messenger RNA. RefSeq names its product conserved Plasmodium protein, unknown function. The coding region runs from base 1 to 1026 and encodes 341 amino acids. The record is from RefSeq and is a predicted model, not a curated record. NCBI's taxonomy places the organism in Eukaryota, Apicomplexa, Aconoidasida, Haemosporida, Plasmodiidae. The transcript has a single exon.
AUGAAUUACUUGAGAAACAGAAAAACUAAGGAUGAUGAAAAUAAUGAAGGAUCACCAGAUUCCCCAACAAAUGAAAAUAAUGAAUCAACUAAUAAAAUAAAUUCAACAUUGAGUUAUGGUCAAAAUUUAAUAGAUGAAAAGGUGCGAACUAAAUUUAAAUAUUCUUUUUUGGUGGGUAUAUUUAUUGUAUUUUUAAUUUUUAUUGGAUUUUUUCAAAAAUGUUUAGAACUUUAUCACACCCAUUUUUGUAAGUUCAAAUAUGUUGAUGUAUCUGAUACAGAAAAACUAAAAGAGGUAUUCUUUAGUAAUAAGCCUUAUUUAGUUUAUUGUAAAAAUGACAAAAAUGAUACUAUACAUCCUGUUAUUAAUAAUAGUUUAUCAAGUUUUCCAUCUAUUUUAAAUGUUGCCAUAACUAAUUGUAAAAGUAUAUUACCUAGUAAACAAAAUGUUUACCAACGUUUUGGUUUAAGUGAUAAGACAAAAGCUUUUAUAGUAUGUUAUGGAAGAAAACCUAAACCAAUUCCUGAUGCUAUAUUCGAUAAUAAAAAAAAAUUUAUAGCAUUUGUGCAUGAAUCACUAGUAUUUGGAGUACCAUUUUUUAGUAAAUUUCCACAAUUUCAAACAAAAUGCCUAAACAAAAAUAAGAGAUGUAUUUUAUUUAUUAGUAGCAUAAAUUUAACUAGCAAGAGUGUCAAAUAUAAUUAUAUUAAUGAUAUAUUUGUUAAUAAUAAAUAUUUUGAUAUCAAUCCUUUGAUAGUUGAUAAUAAAAAAUAUUUAGUUAAAUUAAGUGAUGAAGUAUUUAACUCUUAUUCAAAAAAAAAAGAUAUUCAUGUUUUAUGUCUUUUUAAUAAUAGUACUGAUAAUAAUAGUGAAUAUUAUGGAUAUUUUUAUAAAGAUGAAUUUGACAAUUUUAAAAAAAUGUCUUCUUUUAUAUCGAGUUGUAUAAAGGCUACUCCUACAAGUAAUGAAGUAAUUAAAUUGUCAUCGACCCCACAAAUUAAAUAUAGAGCAAGUAAAAAGAAAUAA